This is a messenger RNA of Cucurbita moschata (crookneck pumpkin), 1804 nucleotides long. RefSeq names its product phosphatidylinositol glycan anchor biosynthesis class U protein-like. Bases 120 to 1538 code for a protein of 472 amino acids. The transcript has 14 exons. Gene Ontology annotation, cellular component: GPI-anchor transamidase complex; membrane. Gene Ontology annotation, biological process: protein localization to cell surface; attachment of GPI anchor to protein. NCBI's taxonomy places the organism in Eukaryota, Viridiplantae, Streptophyta, Magnoliopsida, Cucurbitales, Cucurbitaceae. The record is from RefSeq and is a predicted model, not a curated record.
UGAAGCCCCCGAUCUGCGACCGCCCAAAACCUUUGGUUCUCGAAAAACCGUGCCGAAGUUUGAAGAAGGAAUCCUCCAUUUCAGUAACUUGUUGAAGAAGGAGAACGGAAGAGUUGGAAAUGGCGGCGAAGGAACAAUUCGAAGAGGAGGAGAAGAAAAGGAAGGGAAACUUUUGGAUAUGGAUGGUAUUGUCAGUGAUUUUUAGGAUCGUUAUGAUAUAUUUUCCCAAUCUGAAUCUGUCCUCUCGCCCCGAAGUCUCCACACCUCUAACCAGCAUUCAUCGACUAGCUGAGGGCUAUUGGUUAAAGCAGUCGUCAAUGUCUCCCUAUGCAGGAUCUAUGUACCAUGGCUCUCCUCUGUUACUGUCUCUUCUAGGGCCACUGACUGUCAAAAGAAUUGAAGGGCAACCAGACCAUCUUUUAUGCAGUUUUGCUUUUGUGGUUGCAGAUGUUCUGAGUGCAUUGCUUAUUCGUGCAGUCGGUCAGAAUCUUCAGAGGGCAUAUUAUCGGAAUUUGAGAUUGCUGAAGGUUAACCUGUCAAAAAACUCAGAGUUCUUCCCAGCUGGAGAUAUUGCAUCUCUUGUGUACCUGUGGAAUCCUUUCACAAUAGUUGCAUGUGUGGGUUUGUCCACAUCUCCAAUCGAAAAUCUAGCCAUUGUGCUUACGCUCUAUGGAGCAUCUAAAGGACAAGUUCCAUUGGCCGCUUUUGGAUUUGUGGUGGCGACUCAUCUAUCUCUUUAUCCUAUAAUUCUUAUAAUUCCGGUAGUCCUUCUACUAGGUAAUGGCUUAGAUGCUCCUCCUAGGAAAUUGUUCUUGCAAAGGAGUAGUAGUAGAGUUGUUGUGGGACCUUCACGUGAUAGCUGUAGCCAGCAGGAGGAAGUGAUCAAUCAGUCUGAAGUACCAAAUGGUUUCUCAUUGAGACCAGUGAUGUAUUUCUUAUUAUGGGUUUCUUUAUUUUCUGUGUAUCUGCUGCUUCUCUGUGGCGUAUCUCUUAAACAAUUUGGUGGACUCUGGGAGAUGUUUAGAAGUACAUAUGGCUUUAUUCUCACUGUGCAAGAUUUGUCUCCAAAUAUUGGGGUUCUAUGGUACCUUUUUGCUGAAGUGUUUGAGUUCUUCAGGGAUUUUUAUUUAAUAGUCUUCCAUAUCAAUAUUCUUUUUAUGAUAACACCAUUGGCCGUUCGUCUCCACCAUCGACCCUUGUUUCUGGCUUUUGUGCUUCUUUCCAUUUCUGCAAUGUUGAAGUCUUAUCCUUCGGUAGGGGACUCAGCUCUGUACUUGAGUUUUGUGGGAUUGUUUGUAUACGAAUUAGUUGAUUUGGAGUUCUCAUUCUUUCUGUUCUGCGGGUAUAUUGGGAUUUCACUGCUCAGCCCUGUAAUGCACAAUCUUUGGAUAUGGAGGGGGACUGGCAAUGCAAAUUUCUAUUUUGCAAACGCUAUGGCUUAUGCUUGCUUCCAGAUCGUUCUAGUGGUUGAGAGCGUAAGUACAAUGCUGAAUCACGACCGGAAACUGAGGAAGCUGUCUGCAGUGAAGCUUUCAUGAUAGCUAAGUCAUAGCACCCGAAACCUAAAAGAAAAAUCGUCUCGGCUAUCCAAUUUUAUUGUACAACUUUAGAGGUCUAGAGAUCCAAUAUCCAUGUAGAAUUCUAGUGAUCUUGGAACUGCUCUAACAAAAACAAAAUAUUUAUUACCACCUACUUAGGCCCCUGUUGGGAUUGCUUUUUUUUGUUAGUGAAUGAAUCUUAAUCGGUUUGGAUGUUUGGAAAAUUUAGUUAUCUUUUAAUAUAUUUAAAAUCACUUUUCAAUUUA